AUGGCUAAUCAAUUUAUUGAAUAUACAUCAUAAGAAUUUUUGCAAUUGCAUUCUUAUCUCUUAAAUACAAAUAAUAAUACAUUAGAAUUAGAGAAAACAGUAAUAUAUUAUUAAAUAUUUCAGUUCAAAGAAAUAGAAAGAGCAUGUACUAUAUUUUCAGCAUCUUUAAAAAAAAUUGCAGAUAAACUCCAUGAAUUUGUAAUUAAAGGCACUGGUGAUGAUGAUAAUAUUGAAUGUGUUUACUAAUAUUUGAGUAACUUUUUACUUUAAAAUUCUCAAUAGUGGUAAUAAACAAGUGAAAAUUUGAAAAGCGAAGUUUAUUUAUUUUAUAAUUAAUGACUUAGGUUCUUGAACCAUAUCAACUAAUCAUGAGCAAUUAUAGAAAUAUAAACUUAAAAUUAUCUUCAGAAAUGAAAGAAUAUGUUGCAAAUAUAUAAUCAUUAAAUAAGCAAAUCUCAGAUUAAUAAGAAGAAUAUAUACGAUUAAUGCAAAAUGCAGAUAAAUGUUAAUUAGUUAUGGAAAGAACAGUUGGAGAGAUAGCAAAAGGAAAUAAAGGUAAAGAAGAAUUAGUAAAAGCAUCAGAAAAAUAAAUCAAAUUAAAAGAAAUUGCAGUAGAAGCAUAAGAAGAUUAUAAAAAAAUUAUAGAGAAAGGAAAUAAGAAACUCACAGAUUUUGAUUUAAAAAUAAAAGAUUGGUAUUAAUAAAUAUAUUUAAAUGAUGAAAACAGGUAAAUAUAUUAUAAUUAAAAUUAGAAUCAAGUUUUCUAAAUAGAUAAUGUUGUCAUUAAUGAAAAAGUUAACAAAUGAAACUGUAUAUUCUAUAUACUAAGAUAAAUUAAAUUAAUUAGAAUUACGAGUCACAUAAAAAUAACCUUAAGAUUUACAAAAUUAAAUUUAAAGAUUGCUAAAAAAAAGUGGAAGUAAUUUUUAUACUUAUUGUAAGCUGAUACAGUUUAAUUUUCAUUAUUUGAUUAAAUUAAUUAUGAUUAAAUUAAAAGAGGAGAAUAGAAAAAAUCAUUGCAAUUUAUAGGAAGUGAAUGGACUUUGAUUGGAGAAUAAUUGAAUGAAGAAUAAGCUACAAAAAUUAUUUAAUUUAUUAAUGAUCUUAUGGAAAAUCAAGAAACAUCAGAUGACAGUGCCAAUAAUUCAAGAAAUAGAUCAUAUUCUACUUCUUCAACAAAAUCUAAUUAAUUUUUAUCACAUGAGUAUUUAGGAGUUAAAUAAUUAAUGACAAAAUAAUCAGGAAGAUCAUUCUUAAUUAAUUUAUUAUAAAAAGAAAUUGAAAAGAGAAAAAUCAAAUAAUUAAAUCUAUAAGAAGAUUCUUUUAAUGAAGUUAGUUCAAUUUUUAAACAUGUAUUCUUAAUAUUAGAUGCUGAUUUUGAUGUAGAAGAAUUCUAUAUCUUUUUAUAAUUAUCAUAUAAAAUUGUAAAAGGAGAAAACUCUCAUUUGAUUUCUAGUUUUUCUAAAUUAGAUAUUUGGUAAAAUAAAUAGAAAUGGAGAUCCUUAUAUGAACAUAUUAAAUCAACUAAAUUUUAGUAAAAACAAGUUCUAGAUUAAUAAUUUAAUUUAGUUAAAAAAGGAUAUGGAUUAAUUAGUAAAGGAUUAAAAAAAAUAACUGGAGCUGUAUAAGUAUAAUAAUAUUCAGAAAAAGAAAAAUAUUAAUAAUAAAAAUAUAUUGUUUUAUAUGAGAUUGCCACAUUCCUUAGUGAAUUGAAUGUCUCUCCUUAAUUAGGAACAGAUGUAAUUUUAGAGCUUGCAUUUCAUUCUGAUAUUAAAUUAGAAAAAGUAUAAUUAGAAAAAUUAUUAUAAAUUAUGGAAGAAAAAAAUGCAAUUACAUUUAAUUAAAAAUAUACUUCAGGAUUGGGUAUGAAAUAAAGAAAAGAAGAUAAGUAUAGAAGAUUUGGUUUAAAUAACCCUUAAACAAAAUUAAUUUAUGCUAUCAGAUUAUCAAUUAAAUAUUUGUCAUAUAAAGAUAGACCCUAAUAAUUAUUAUUAGUAUCAAAAGCCUUUAAAUUCCAUUUAAGAUUUGCUAUUGAAAAAUAUUACAUUAUUCACAAUAGUUUACCAUAAAUGGAACAAAAUCAAUAUUAUAGAGCAUAAAAUUUAAAAGUCUAUUUAAGAACUGCUUAAAAUAAUAUGGAUUAUGCAUUAAAAAAAUCAGAAGCAUAAUAAGAGAUAUAAUAAUACGAAGAAAUUAUCACUAUGGAUGUUUAAAGGUCUUUACAAUUACAUUUUGAAAAGGUUCCUUCAAGUAAAUUAUAAUCAUUCCUCAGAACAUAUGCAUUUCAUAAUAAAGAAGUUGGAUAUUGUUAAGGAAUGAAUUAUAUUGUAGGAUAUCUAUAUUUAACAUUUGAAGAUGAAGAAGUCACAUAUAUAGUAUUCGAUUAUAUAAUGAAUAAUUAUUUUUCAUAAUAUUUUGAGAAUGAAUUUGAAAUGCUGGUAUUUAUUAGAUAAAUUAUUUUUAUUAGAAAAAAGUAUUCUAUUAAUAUGAGAGAUUAUUAUUCUUAUUUUUACCUAAUUUAUAUCAUCAUUUUAAAAAAGUAAAUAUGAUUAAUUUAUGAAAGUAAAAAGUUGAUGCAUCUUAUUAUUUAACUGCUUGGGUUAUUACUGUUUUCAGUCAAGUAUAUUAAUUUACAUUACAAUCAGCAUUAUUAAAUAUUAUAUGGGAUAUAUUCAUUAUUUAAUAAUGGAAAGGUAAUAAUAGAAUAUAAUAUUUUAAGGAUUUUAUAAAUGUGUUUUAUUUUUAUUGUAUUUUUACUAAAAAGAAUUAUUAUAAUUAGAAUUUGAUUAAAUACUUCAUUUUUUGAGUGAAAUAAUAAAAAAUGAAUUAUUUAGUCUUAAAACAGAAUAAUAAGUUUAAGAAUAUAUUUGUACUAAGUUAAAAAUUCCAUAAAAAGCACUAAAAGAAAUUAUUACUAAUUAAUUUAAUGUUACAAAUAGUUUAUUAUAAUAAUUGGAAUAAGAAUUUAAUUGCUUUUCAACAAAUUUGGAUUCAUAAUUAAAAUAAUUUAAAUAUAAAUGA
Messenger RNA from Paramecium pentaurelia, 3021 nucleotides. The record is from the annotation of a GenBank genome assembly. NCBI's taxonomy places the organism in Eukaryota, Ciliophora, Oligohymenophorea, Peniculida, Parameciidae.